Messenger RNA from Peromyscus maniculatus bairdii (prairie deer mouse), 6312 nucleotides. RefSeq names its product solute carrier family 24 member 2 (gene Slc24a2). The record is from RefSeq and is a predicted model, not a curated record. Gene Ontology annotation, cellular component: plasma membrane. Gene Ontology annotation, biological process: intracellular calcium ion homeostasis; calcium ion transmembrane transport; long-term synaptic potentiation. Gene Ontology annotation, molecular function: calcium channel activity; calcium, potassium:sodium antiporter activity. Lineage: Eukaryota; Metazoa; Chordata; Mammalia; Rodentia; Cricetidae.
CCAAGCGGCUCGGCGUGCGAGCCCUGCUCACCGGUGCGGCAUAGCUGGUGAAAUCUUCCUGUGAAGAAUAAGGAUCCCUAAUUGUAGAAGUGCCCCACAAGCACCAUUCACUAGGAAGCCAGGAACAGUAUGACAGAACCAUCUAGCCGAAUCUGAAGUGUGAAGACCACCAUAUCCACCAGAAGACCCAGGAUGGAUCUGCACCAAAGUACCACAGUCAGGCUCCUGGAGAAAUGGUGUUCCAAUGAGUCACCAUCUGGCUGCAGGAGACAUUAUAAUGCCAGGAAAAAACUGAAGCUAAUUCGAGUCAUUGGCCUUGUCAUGGGCCUGGUAGCUAUGAGCACUGUCCCAUUUUCAAUCAGUGCCUUUACUGAGACAGACACUCAGAGCAACCCAGGAGAAGCCAGUGAUGUGAGUGGCCCUCGGGUAGCACAGGGUCACCAUCAAAGAACUCUCUUAGAUUUAAAUGACAAGAUUCCAGAUUACACCACACAGCCACCUGCUUCUCAGGAAGACAAAGCUGAGAACAGCACUGAUCAUGAGCAGGGAGACUACCCAAAGGACAUCUUUUCCCUGGAGGAGCGCAGAAAAGGUGCCAUCAUCCUCCACGUCAUCGGGAUGAUCUACAUGUUCAUAGCCUUAGCCAUCGUCUGUGAUGAGUUCUUUGUUCCUUCCUUGACUGUCAUCACUGAAAAACUGGGCAUCUCUGAUGAUGUGGCUGGAGCCACCUUCAUGGCUGCAGGCGGGUCUGCCCCAGAACUUUUCACGUCUCUCAUUGGGGUCUUCAUUGCUCACAGCAAUGUUGGCAUAGGCACCAUCGUAGGUUCAGCCGUGUUCAAUAUCCUCUUUGUUAUUGGCAUGUGUGCACUGUUCUCUAGAGAAAUAUUAAACCUGACGUGGUGGCCGCUCUUUCGGGAUGUGUCCUUCUACAUCGUUGAUUUGAUCAUGUUGAUCAUAUUUUUCCUCGAUAACGUUAUCAUGUGGUGGGAAAGCUUACUCCUCUUAACAGCUUACUUUGCUUAUGUGGUUUUCAUGAAGUUCAACGUCCAAGUAGAAGGAUGGGUGAAGCAAAUGAUAAAUCGCAAUAAAGUUGUCAAGGUGACAGCACCAGAAGCCCAAGCAAAGUCGUCUACAGCAGGGGACAAGGAAGAGCCAGCUUUACCGGCUAAGCCGCGCCUCCAGCGAGGUGGAAGUUCUGCCUCCCUCCACAACAGUCUAAUGAGGAAUAGCAUCUUCCAGCUCAUGAUACACACCCUUGACCCACUCGCUGAAGAACUUGGAUCAUAUGGAAAACUAAAAUAUUAUGACACAAUGACUGAAGAAGGGAGGUUCAGAGAAAAGGCUUCAAUUCUCCACAAGAUUGCCAAGAAGAAAUGCCAAGUGGAUGAGAAUGAGAGGCAGAAUGGGGCUGCCAACCAUGUGGAAAAAAUCGAACUUCCCAACAGCACAAGCACCGAGGUCGAAAUGACACCAUCGAGUGAGGCUUCAGAACCUGUGCAGAAUGGGAACCUCUCCCACAGCAUUGAAGCUACAGAUGCCCCGCAGGCCACAGAGACUGCUGAGGAAGAGGAUGACCAGCCCCUCAGCCUGUCCUGGCCAUCCAACACCCGCAAGCAGGUCACAUUCCUGAUUGUCCUUCCCAUCGUACUCCCGCUCUGGAUCACCUUACCUGACGUCCGCAAACCUGCUUCCAGGAAGUUCUUCCCUAUCACUUUCUUUGGCUCCAUCACUUGGAUCGCAGUUUUCUCUUACCUGAUGGUGUGGUGGGCACACCAGGUUGGAGAGACCAUCGGCAUUAGUGAAGAGAUCAUGGGUCUGACCAUCUUGGCUGCUGGAACCUCUAUCCCUGAUCUUAUCACCAGUGUCAUAGUGGCCAGGAAAGGGCUGGGGGAUAUGGCCGUGUCCAGCUCUGUUGGAAGCAACAUCUUUGACAUCACUGUGGGGCUUCCACUGCCCUGGCUCCUCUACACCAUCAUCCACAGAUUCAAGCCAGUGACUGUCAGCAGCAACGGCCUCUUCUGCGCCAUCGUCCUCCUCUUCAUCAUGUUGCUUUUCGUCAUCCUCUCUAUCGCCCUCUGCAAAUGGCGGAUGAACAAAAUACUGGGCUUCAUCAUGUUUGGCCUCUACUUCGUGUUCCUGGUGGUCAGCGUCCUCCUGGAAGACAAAGUGCUCGAGUGCCCUGUCUCCAUCUAGUGGAAAAGCCAUAUCUUAAACCAACCACGUGGAUGGUCCCUCCUGGCUCUGGGUUCCAGGCUACAUGCUGUCUUGAGAAGGGGCAGCCUGUGGACAGCCUUGGGAGGCCAGGGUCCCUCCUUGGAGAGUUAGAGGAAGGAUGGAUUCUCAUGGGGCCAUUCACGUCACAGGCAACUCACCCUUGCCUGCUGAAAUGACUCCAUGUAAGAGACAAAGAGAACCAUCUCUCCAUCACCACUGACAGGUACUCCUCGCUGGUCGGAGGUACGUUCAUUGUGAUGACACAAAAGAGGACAGAGGCUAUACAUACAUAUAAAUAUAAAUAUUAUAAAUAUAUAUACACAUGAGCAUACAAAUCCUGCCUGUUUCUGUACUAUACCUCUCCUCCUAUACCUAUAGAGUAAUAUAUGACUGUACACAAACAGAAAGAAAAAUUAUAUAUAUAUAUAAAGACAUAUAUAUUUAAGUGCAAAUGCAUCUUUUCAGGGAUAGCUCUAGCAUAUUUAUAGUACCUAUUUGAAGAGGGGCAUUAACCUUCAACCUUCAGUUUGUACUUUGCCUCUCAAGUGCAAAAGGUGAAUUAACAGAAUUGGUAGGCAAAGCAUUUUUUUCCUGUGAUCUCCAGGCUGCUUUGGAUGUACUGUUUAGUUUACUAGUUUGCAGAGAGGGGGGCUUAAUAGAGGGACUCUGUAGCAGCCCCUGUUAGAACCUCUAAAAUACUCUCACAAGCCAAACAGAACCCAUCUGCACAUCCCCACUGGGAUGCUCUGACUGAGACCCAUGGGAUUCCUUAAGACAGAGGUAAAACUCAGACCGGGUGGUAACCAAAGGGGAACUGAUGAAGGUUAGGUUGUUUUGUUUUGUUUUGCUUUUUCUUGUAUUGCCCCAGCAUGCAAGUAGAUGAUAUGAAUGAAAAACCAAAUUAGUGCUUUUCUAGGACAGCAAAAUUAUAUAAACUGAGCCUAUCUUGUUCCAGUGCAUGGCCCAUUAUCAUCAAAAGAACAAGGGCGAUCUUAGCCAUGAUUGUCAUUUGACAUGCUUUAAUGCCAAGGGCUCACAUCCAGUCCAAAGUCCUGCCAAGAGAGCUGAGAUGUGUGCUGAGAAACACCGUCCAGCAGAGGUGCUCAGUGGGAGCUGCCACUGAUGGGAACCUAAGGGCGUAGCUCCUUAGAGCAUUUCUCAGUGUGGUCACCAAGGGCUGCAGUCUAAGAAUCAUUCCCAGUGCUUGAUUGAGGCAGUUUGGGUUUGUUUGCAGAGGCAUUUACCCAUUUACCCCCCAGAAUGGUUUCCAAGUCCUGUGUCCUGAAUUUGGUGUAGAUCUGUGCAACAUCCAUGUCCUUCCUCCCAUCAUAAUCCCACCUGGGACUCCAGUGUUCCGAGCACACUGGAGACUGUAUUCCAUAGUUUCCCUAUGCUGCUCUGAAGCAGUCGCUCUGAUAUGAUUUACUGAUUUUGCUCAGCUUCACGUGGGACCAGCUCAUUCACUGAGUGUCCCCAAGCUCUGUCUGACAUCAUGUGUGAUUUCUCUGGUUUAUUUCGGUAGGAAAUGAGACUGGUUGAUAGCAGCAGGACAAACUAAACUGAAAAAUGUGCAGAGUUUUUCAUUUCCCUAAACCAUGCUUUCUCCUUAAAGUCCAUUGAAAAAGUAAAUAGAGGGUGACCCCCUGCAUGUAAAUCGGCACACACCAUAAGUGGAGAAUGUCAUCAGACAUUCGAGUGCUGAUCUGUCACUGUGCCUUUUCUGACUGUGUUGUGAACAUCAUUUAACAUAGGGAGGAGGGGUGCAGAACUCAAAGCUGAAUAAAAAGGUGGGGUAACCCAACACCCCAGAUCAAUUUCAGCAUCCCCUCCACAAAACCUCCAUUCAUUUACAGAGCAUGGCAACAACAGGGAGAACCAAGCCCAAGACCACUUCACUCAUAAGCAAAAGGUACUUCAAAGUGGGGGGGGGGGGCCGCAAAGAACACAAGAUAUCAAAAGGUCUGCCAGCUGAGAAACUGGCUUUCCAGGCUCUCCAACCAUGCAAAGUUGGAUUUUUGGUUUGUUUGUUUGUUUGUUUCUCUGUGUAACUGCCCUGGCUAUCUUGGAACUCACUCUGUAGACCAGACUGGCCACAAACUCACAGAGAUCUGCCUGUCUCUGCCUCCUGAGUGCUGGCAAUUUUCAAUGGUGAGAGAGAAACCCACAUCAAGAGUUGGAGUUUGUUUGAAGCAAGCAUUUAUGCUGCUACCUUGGAAAGACAAGGAAAAGUGAGUUUUCAGUUUUAAAAUCUCAGAUUGUUGUCUGGGCUACAUGAUGAUGGUUGGAUAAAUUCUGAUUUCUGGGUGGUUUAUUGCUUAAAAUUGAUUUUUUUUAACCAACUACAAAUGGACUGUAACAUAAGAAAAGUCACAGAAUGUCUGGUCCAGCCAUUACUAUUCCCACACUCACUCCCCUUACCUCCUCACCAAGAAGCCAGGAAGCACUCCAGGUGCCUAAGAGCUGGGAGUUCUGCUUCAUAGGGAGUGUUAUGGUCUUUAAUGAAAAGUUGCUUUGAGAAGACAACAUUCCCAGGACCAGUCCCUACCUCCAUAGUGCUCCCCUCACUGAAUGGUGCUCAGGCACCAUCCACUGCUGGCUCUUACUGCUUUCAUUGAGGAGUGUGUGGUUAUGUGGCCAUAUGUUGACCUGGAAUCAUUCACAUUAAUGUAAAACUGCUUUCUACAUGCUAGUUUCAGAUCAUCUCUAAUUUCUUUCUUGCAUAUCAAUGUAUACAAGUGUUCCAGAUCUGCAGACAUACAAUAACAAUUACAUCAUCACCCUUUGGGCCCAAUCACAUUUGGAAUUCCAAAGCAAAGAGCAUCAAAUUUGACAGCCAAGGGAAAGGAAAGUCAUGCCCACUAACCAAAGUGAACAUUUAUGAACUAAAGAGUUUUUUAUUCUAUGCAUAUACACAUAUUCCACCUGUGUCCCUAAUGCUUACAGAGAGGCAAAAAUAUGCAAUAAGAGGGAUGGGAGAAAAUUUUAGACUGCUAUCUCUUUGCUUCUCAGGAGCAGGGUAUAAAAUAAUACCAAAAGUUCAGGCCAAAAUUUACCAUUCAUUUUAAAAUAAAGGACUUGUACCCAAAUGUCCAUUAACUCACAGAAAUCCAAGCCUGUCUUGCUUGCUGACACCUCUCCUCUAGCCCCAGGCAACCCUGGAACAGGAGAGAAACUUGGUCCAGACUAGGGAUUCUAAAAUAGAAGCUCCUAGAUUUGCAUUUAAGAAUGCCCAUGACAUAUCCAUCUGCCCUCUGGACCCAGGCAGUUCCUGAUGAGAUGGAGCAUGAGAUUAAAUGGUGUUAUUCGACUUCCCAGGACCUAAACAUUCCAGGUGGUGUCAGCAGACCAGAAUAUGUAUUCAGAGAUUCAGGGAUAGGGUUGUUGGCCAGCUCAGCAGAUGAUGUGGAAUGUCUGAUGUCUCGCUUUAAAGUGCUAUGAAAAGAGGCAAGGACCAUUUCAUAUUCGAGGAAAAUGCUUUGCAAAGCCUCUGACAGGUGACACUUGACAGCGGAAUUUCUUUCCUAGGGAAGACAUGAGUCAGGUGGUUUGGAGGCCUUUCAGCAAAACACACUGCCUCGGUGAUUAGAUUUCUGUUAACGUUAGCAUACAUCAGCUCCUGGCCAGAGAGAAAUGGCCAACUCCCUACCACCACCACCACUUCCUGCAUCUUGUAAAUACUUCUCUGACCUAAGGUGGAGGAAGAUGGGGCCUAUAAAAGAAGAUUGUCCACACCCAGACCACCUUAACAGAAAGCUGAUCACAGAAGAGACAAUUGUUAGAGCUACUGGCCAGACAGAGGGGAAGAUGGAAUUGGAUGUAUUCUAUUGAAAGAAUUGCAUUGAAGCAUUUGAUAGAGUCUGAUGCUUGUUUGAAUGUAAGCAUUUCAGAGAAUUUCAGUGGGUUUUCACACAUACACACACACACAGACAUACACACACAUACCUACACACACACACACACACACACACACACACACACACACACACACACACACAUUCUAUGCUUCCCUGCUCCCAGAAAGAUUGUGACUCCAACAAGUAACAUGUUACAGACAGAAAAAGUGUACUAUAGAAGCUGUCACCCAUUUGUAGAUAAUCA